CGACGUCCAGAAGAACAAGCAAGAAGUAACGUCACACUGGAGUAACGCGUUACUGUUACCCGGUCCCCGAGGCUGGUAAAAGGAGGGAUUUUAGCAGCAUCAUCUCCCGGACCAGUGGACCCCCCCCCCCGCGCCUCUAUCUCUGCCUCUGGAAAGUUCUGGUCUCUCCGUGGAUAACUUUAAACCCGUGGGCGUCCUGGAGAAGGUGCAGAGGGAACACCAGCCUGGGAUGCCUCAGAGAGAGACGAGCCUAAUGACGCAACGGGUUUACUCAACACAGCUUGUGAGGGACAGGAUAAUACUUGCAGGGUUUCCCACGUUUCCUAUGACCAAAAGCAGGCUGAGGACUCGGAAACUGACAGAUAUAACGUGACAAGGCAGCACAGGACACUCUUCCUCCGACUUCUUCUGGAAACAAGCUUCUCCAGGACACCAGAUGCAAACUUUCAUGAUGAUGUUAUACCUCCUGUUACUUUUUCUACCUUGUGUUUUCAGUACAAGGGGGCGCAUAUUAUCCCCUGUGUAUGAAACAGCCAUCUCCAAAGAGCCAUACACGGAGAGCCGGAAAGUUUUUACUACAAUGGGCAAAGAAUGUAAAUUCCCAUUUCGCCAGGGUGGAAGGAUUCAUCAUCACUGCCUCACCAUCCUAUCCUCAAAACCAUGGUGCUCCCUCACGCAUAAUUUUGAUCGGGACCGGCAGUGGGGCUUCUGCGCACCAGAGAAAACUCAGCCAGAUGUUGUCAUCCACACGUCACGUAGAAUCACAGAUCCGUGUCAGGUGAAUCCAUGUCAGAACGGAGGCGUCUGCACGCUGAUCCCGUACACACACUCAUUUGAGUGCUCCUGUCCUGAGAGCUUCACUGGGAGACUCUGUGAGCACAAGAAGUGCUAUGAAACCGUACACCUGCUCCAUUAUGACAUCGGAGAGUCUUGGGGACGAAUUCACCUCCGUAAUGUGGAACAGUGCUCAUGUGUGGCAGGGGAAAUCAAGUGUGAAAGAGUUCGCUACACAAUGUGCCGUUCAAACCCUUGUCAGAAUGACGGAACGUGUCGACUGAUCACCGCCACCGGCAAGGAAGUGUGUUACUGCAGACGUGGCUACAGCGGCCCGGACUGCAGCUUCGAGCCGGAGACAGAGUGCUAUAACAGCAGGGGCACAGAUUACAGAGGGGUGGUGGGCACCACGGUGUCCGGCGCCCGGUGCGUGGCGUGGAACUCGGACCUGCUGUACGACGAGCUCCACGUGGGCACGUUGGUUGCCUCGCCCCUCAGGGGCCUCGGGGAGCACACCUACUGCAGAAACCCAGAUAAAGACAAGAUGCCGUGGUGCUACACGCUAAAUGACGGCGCCAUCUCCUGGGAGUACUGUGACGUCCCCAACUGUGUGAUGCCUGUGUGGGAGAAUCAGCCAGCGCCAAAAAUGAAAAUACUCAGAAGAGCUUCUUCGCGAAGGAUUAUCCCGUUUAAUGUCCUGCCCGGCGUUAAAAAACCGAAGCCCCCCAAGCCCGCCAAGAAGCACGUGUGUGGGAAAAGGCACAAGAAGAGGUUAUCGAUAGCCAGGGGAAGGAUAUUCGGCGGAAACUCAGCCCUGCCGGGCACUCACCCCUGGAUGGCGGCCAUUUACAUCAGGGAGACGGACUUCUGCGGCGGCAAUCUGAUCUCCUCCUGCUGGGUCGUCUCUGCGGCUCACUGCUUCUUCGGCAACCCCCUGAAGUCUCAGGUUCGAGUGGUGCUCGGUCAGCAGCAUUUCAACGUCACCGGUCCCAACACCAGGACAUUCGGUGUGGAGCAGAUCAUCUUUCCAAGACAGUUCUCAGUGUUUAAUCCAACACUACAUGAUAUUGUUCUGAUCAAACUGGCGAAGCAGGACGGGCGCUGUGUGAGGAGAACCCCGUUCAUCAGACCCAUCUGUCUCCCAGACAAAAGCAUGACGUUCCCCGAUGACUACUGCUGUACUAUUAGCGGAUGGGGACACAUGCACGAGAAGGCACAGGGUUACUCCAGUCUGCAGGAGGCCAGUGUGAGGCUGAUUUCUCACGACGCUUGUAAGAAGCCAGAAGUUUACGGCAAUCACGUCAGCGCUGACAUGAUUUGUGCGGGGCUCCGCGGCUGUUCCGACGCCUGCCAGGGCGACUCCGGGGGUCCUCUGGCUUGUGCGAGGGGUGAUGUCAGCUUCCUGUAUGGGAUCAUCAGCUGGGGAGACGGUUGCGGCCACUCCAAAAAACCUGGUGUUUACACUAAAGUGGUGAACUAUAUCGAUUGGAUCAAUUCAGUGAUCAGACGCAAACCCAAUAAUUCUUGAACGGACUUUACCUGGACGGUUGCUUUUAAUAUGUGAGAUGUUUUAAUAUAGAUGUCUGUUUUUGUUUGUAAUGCUCGUUGAAGUUUAUAGAUUAUAUCUUUUUUUAACUGUGAAACAUUUUGUGACUGAAUAAACCUUUACUGACUUGAAGCUUUAAGUGCCGUUGAGACUAAUGAUAAUGUUUCAGACAGUUGAAGUAUUUUCACAAAACAAUCCCAACUCAAGGUGCACUUACUACCUUCGUCCAAAACCACACAAAAUAUUUUUCUCAUAAACUUAAGACUAUGUAAGAUAAUUUUAACAUAAAAAACUGUCGUAGCUGAAGUUCAACAGACAUCUUUGGAGUUGCCAAAACAUAUUCUUUCAGAGUUUUAAGCACUUCAUUCACUUCCAUUUUAUCUGCUAUUCUGACUUCUUUCAGUAUUUCAACUGCUUCUAAUCAAAUAUAUAAAUAUUUAUAACUUUGAUUUUAAGAUAUAAAGUAUACAUAUACAUAUGUA
Sebastes umbrosus (honeycomb rockfish) is the source of this 2802-nucleotide messenger RNA. RefSeq names its product hepatocyte growth factor activator (gene hgfac). Gene Ontology annotation, cellular component: extracellular region. The transcript has 15 exons. Gene Ontology annotation, molecular function: serine-type endopeptidase activity. Gene Ontology annotation, biological process: zymogen activation; blood coagulation. Lineage: Eukaryota; Metazoa; Chordata; Actinopteri; Perciformes; Sebastidae. Bases 437 to 2302 code for a protein of 621 amino acids. The record is from RefSeq and is a predicted model, not a curated record.